Messenger RNA from Camelina sativa (false flax), 1523 nucleotides. Its product is annotated as GDSL esterase/lipase At1g28590-like. Lineage: Eukaryota; Viridiplantae; Streptophyta; Magnoliopsida; Brassicales; Brassicaceae. The record is from RefSeq and is a predicted model, not a curated record. Gene Ontology annotation, molecular function: hydrolase activity, acting on ester bonds.
GAGAAACCCUUUUCUAGUCACUCUAUACCUAACAAUUCCAUUAUUUUGUCUCCGAGCGUAUAGAAAAGAGAAGGAGAGCGCAACCUUCGAGCCUCUCACGUACAUGACGCAUGGCAUGUCCAGAUUCUCCUCUGUUGAUGAAGCUCGUGAGCUUCAUUAUAUUAGCUUUCUUAGUCACUAAUUUGAACUCGCAAACGCAAUGCAAAAAUUUCAGAUCGAUCAUUAGUUUUGGAGAUUCGAUUGCUGAUACCGAAAACUUGCUCAGUCUCUCGGAUCCUAACGACCUUCCUGGUUCUGCGUUUCCGCCGUACGGAGAAUCCUUUCUCAACCACCCAACGGGCCGUUUCUCCGACGGCCGCCUCAUCAUUGAUUUCAUUGCUGAAUUCUUGGAUUUACCGCUUGUGCCUCCUUUUUAUGGAUCUCAACAUGCAAGUUUUGAGAAAGGAGUUAAUUUCGCAGUGGCUGGAGCAACGGCACUGGAACCUUCCUUUCUUGAGAGGAGAGGAAUUCAUUCUUCUACCACCAACUUCAGUUUAGGCGUUCAGCUUAGGAGCUUCAAGGAGAGUUUGCAUUGCUUACGUGUCUCUCUUUCAGAUUGUAUAGAUAUGAUUGAAAAUGCUCUGAUUCUCAUGGGAGAGAUUGGAGGAAAUGAUUAUAAUUUCGCACUCUUCCAACGCAAAGCCAUUGAGGAAGUGAAAGAGCUUGUCCCGCGUGUGAUCGCUACUAUUUCUUCUGCAACAACGGAGUUGGUCCGUAUGGGAGGAAGAACAUUCCUAGUUCCUGGAAAUUUCCCGCUCGGAUGCUCAGCAGCCUAUUUGACAUUAUAUCAAACAUCAAACAAGGAAGAGUAUGAUCCUCUAACGGGAUGUUUGACAUGGCUGAACGAUUUUGGAAAAUACCAUAGCGAGCAACUUCAGACAGAACUCAACAGACUCAAGAACUUGUACCCUAAUGUAAACAUCAUAUAUGCUGAUUAUUACAACGCUUUGUUGUGCCUUUACCAAGAACCAACCAAAUUCGGGUUUAUAAAAAGACCCUUGCCCGCUUGUUGCGGUUUAGGAGGGUUGUACAACUUCAACUUUACCAGAAAAUGUGGGAGUCUAGGAGUUGAAUCAUGUAAUGAUCCUUCAAAGUAUGUGAAUUGGGAUGGCAUUCAUAUGACUGAGGCUGCAUACAGAUGGAUAUCUGAGGGCUUACUCAAUGGACCUUAUGCGAUUCCUCCAUUCAAUUGGUCUUGCCUUAACUCCAAGAUUAAGAAAAAGAAAUCAUUAGAUACUCUUGACUUAUUAUGAAUAGGUGAUACACGCUUGUCUGAAAGUUUGAGAGACGAGAGAAUGAGAAACAUGUCUGUUCUUAAUUAAGCGUUUGUGUUAGAUCAUGAUGUAUUGUAUUAUUUAAUUGUUUGUUUGGGAGAAAGUGGUUAAGUGUUAGUAUAGCUAAAUCAUGUUAUAUUUUUAGAGAGAUGGAAAGUGAAAUUAUUGGGGUGUUCUAUGUUCACAUUUCUCAACCAUUUCGAUUCUAAA